This is a messenger RNA of Triticum aestivum (bread wheat), 1576 nucleotides long. RefSeq names its product actin-2. The transcript is spliced from 5 exons. Lineage: Eukaryota; Viridiplantae; Streptophyta; Magnoliopsida; Poales; Poaceae. Bases 275 to 1408 code for a protein of 377 amino acids. The record is from RefSeq and is a predicted model, not a curated record.
CCGGCCGCGUAGACAGCGGGGCAUUCUCCCUCUCCCUCCCCUCCCCUCCAGUCCGUCCUUGCCCAACUUUCCAGUGCGGCACCGGCCUCUCCCUCCUUUACAUCUCAUUCCCACCGUCACCGGCCACCACCCCCGCCGCUCCCACGCCCUCGCACCGCACCUAUAUCUCGCCCUCCUCCUUCCCCCCUCUUCCCACCCACCAUUCGCCUGCGCUCUCCGCUGCCUCCCGCCGCCGCCUCCCCCCGGUCUUCUCGCUUCAGAUCAGUUAAAGUAAAUGGCUGACGCGGAGGACAUUCAGCCCCUUGUCUGCGACAAUGGAACUGGAAUGGUCAAGGCUGGCUUUGCCGGAGACGAUGCUCCACGUGCCGUUUUCCCUAGUAUUGUUGGCCGCCCACGCCACACUGGUGUUAUGGUAGGGAUGGGGCAGAAGGAUGCUUAUGUUGGUGAUGAGGCCCAAUCCAAGAGGGGUAUCCUGACUUUGAAGUACCCCAUUGAGCACGGAAUUGUAAGCAACUGGGAUGACAUGGAGAAGAUUUGGCAUCACACCUUCUACAAUGAGCUCCGUGUAGCACCUGAAGAGCACCCUGUUCUUCUUACAGAGGCUCCUCUUAACCCUAAGGCCAACAGGGAGAAGAUGACACAGAUCAUGUUUGAGACAUUCAGUGUUCCUGCCAUGUAUGUCGCUAUUCAAGCCGUCCUUUCUCUAUAUGCUAGUGGGCGUACCACUGGUAUUGUCUUGGAUUCUGGAGAUGGUGUCAGUCACACAGUCCCAAUCUAUGAGGGUUAUGCCCUUCCACACGCUAUUCUACGUCUUGAUCUUGCCGGUAGGGAUCUCACCGAUUCCCUCAUGAAGAUCCUGACUGAGAGGGGUUACUCUUUCACAACCACUGCCGAGCGGGAAAUUGUGCGUGACAUCAAGGAGAAGCUUGCAUAUGUUGCCCUCGACUACGAGCAGGAGCUUGAGACCGCGAAGAGUAGCUCAUCAGUUGAGAAGAGCUAUGAGCUGCCUGAUGGUCAAGUGAUCACCAUAGGCGCAGAGCGCUUCAGAUGCCCAGAGGUCCUCUUCCAGCCUUCCAUCAUCGGCAUGGAAGCUCCUGGCAUCCACGAGACGACCUACAAUUCCAUCAUGAAGUGCGAUGUGGAUAUCAGGAAGGACCUGUACGGUAACAUUGUCCUCAGUGGUGGGUCUACCAUGUUCCCUGGCAUCGCCGACCGUAUGAGCAAGGAGAUCACAGCGCUUGCCCCAAGCAGCAUGAAGAUCAAGGUCGUCGCUCCACCGGAGAGGAAGUACAGUGUCUGGAUUGGAGGGUCUAUCCUUGCAUCUCUGAGCACAUUCCAGCAGAUGUGGAUCUCCAGGGCAGAGUACGAAGAAUCUGGCCCAGCCAUCGUCCACAGGAAGUGCUUCUAGACAGUUGUCGUCAGACCUAUUCUCAAUGCAUACCCUUGUCUAGUAGCAUUAUUAGGUGGUGGUUUUGUUGGACAAAUGUUGGGCCGAUGGCCCUCGUCUAUGGGUGUAUCUACUCUAUUAUGUGUGUAGUCUGAUUUGAUGGAUUUAUUAUUGGAUUCUACAACUUCA